GCACAGUGUGUAUUUUUCAUGGGAGAGUGUACGCUCCUGCUACGAGUGCGUGUGUGUGAGAGUGGGGAUGUGUGGUGUAUGCGUGUCUGUGUGCAACCGAGUUGACAUCGAGUCGAGACCCCUAAGAAGCUGUGCGUUUAUCAUUUUUAGUUUUUGGACAGCGUUGCGGGGUGUGUGGAGGGGGGACCGAUAAGUGUAGCUGGAGUUUUAGUAGGGACGAUUGGAAAAGUAAGAUAAAGUAAUUUAUGGAGCCAGUGGGAACCGAUUUUCGUGGGAGACUGUAAAUCAUUCACACGGUAACAAGAGGACAAUGUGGACUUUUUAUUUUCUCGCCGUAACCGUUCCAUGAAAACUAAAGCUAGGUGGCCAGAUUUCUUCUUGAAGUAUUGAUCAGAUCGGACGGAGGGGCUGAAGACGUCUCCCCCUUUUCUCACCCCACGACAGAACUUUCUUGAGUGAGUGCCUGCCUGCCUGUGUGCCUUUCUCGACUCUGUGCAGGCUUGUCACGUUAGUUACACCAUCACCCCUGUCGUUAUUUGGUUUAACCUCUCUUUUCCACGACCUAAAUCAAACAUUUCUAUAUAUUUAAAAAAGAACAACCGCGAUGCUGAAGACUUUAACGAAAAAGCUGAGAAGACAGUCUCUAAAUGAAAUUCACCCUUUUCAGUUCAAGGGGAGGAGGCUCAGCCAGUGUUUGUGUUUCCCUGCAGAUCUCCUACCAUGGCAGCAACGAGGGAGGGGAGAGCGAGGACUCGGAGGGGGAGAACCAGGAGCUCGUGCAGAUCGACAGGGAGAGGAGAAGGAAUUGCGGGCUGACCCCUCUAGCUACAAGCCAGCAGCACAACCAGGAGGCGCUGUCCCCGGCGCGGCUCCGCAGGCUGCGGCUGCUGCUGGACCCCGGGCUGGACCGCCACAGUUCGGAGGAGGAGCUGGAGCGCAUCAGCCGGGACUUCCUGCAGCCGCCCGGGGAGGGCAGGAAGUGGAGCCUGCGGCAGGCUGGCGGGCCCGGGUGGUACGGGGAGCCGAGCACCUCCUCCAGCGACGAGGAAGUGAAGGAUCUCUGCGAGCUGGCGGAGCGCGACCCCUGCCUGGCCACCUCCUCCAGCCCCGUGCUCUUCAGUGCCUCCCCGCCACACAGACUCAAGCCCCUGGUCCGGGGUCAGGCCCGGCCCAUCAUCCUGGCUCAUCUGGACCAGCCAGCGCCGUAUAGACGACACCGGCACGGCUCCAGAGGGGAGCAGCGAAGGCCCAGCUUGGACCUAGAGAAGAUGCAGCAGAAAAUGUUUCUUAAGAAGAACUGUGGCGGGAAAACAAGAACAGUUAAAAUCUGGGGUUCGAACAGCAGCCGCUCCCUUCCCAGGUACACCUACGACCCUUCGACCUUCGCCUUCCGCUCGCUGAGCACUGCCCCUCCCUGUAGCCCCCGGACCCCCCCAGAGGAGCCUCCCUGUGCUUGAGGUGGAGGAGCCCCCACCUCCACCCUGAGACAAAGACAUCCCAGGAGGAGAACACAACUUUGGGCUCACUUCGUCCUCCCAGGAACCUUUCCAUCGGGAAGGUUACUUUUAAUAUUAGUUAGGAUCUGAUUAAAAACAAAAAACAAAAGCAAUGAAGUGUCUUGCAAACCAGAUUGCUCUCUCUUUCUCAGGAAUCUCAUAUAAGCUCAGCAGUAAACAGAGUGGAGUUAUAUACAGAAUUACACAGAAACCAGCAGGAACCAGAUUCCACCCCUUCCCUCAGGGUCUGGAUCAAGACUGUUUAGAAACACGCAGGCGGAGAAGGAUUUGGUCCUACGAUCUGUCUGCCUUUCAAGGGAAGCAUUACUCCUCCCUUUCAAAGCAGGCCAGCUGCAUGAAUCAGCCGGCUUCAGCUGCCAGCCUACGAUCGUUUCAGAUCUCUUAGUUACUGUAUUUUCCGUCUGCUGCCCUUUGCCUCCGAAGAAAUCCUGCUGGCAUCCCGUAGGAUUGGAGCAAGACCGCAGAAGAGUGGCCUGCCCAGCGGCAGGGAGAAGGGAUUUUGAAGAAAGCCGUCAGGACAUCGGGUAAAGCAGUAACUGCUGCAUUCAAACCUGCCACCUUGCUGUGGGGCACUCACGAAGCACAGGGGAAUUGAUGAGGGUGUGCUGCAGGGGCUUGAGAAGUGGCUCAGGAGCUCCCUGCAGUGUACCUGAAGGCGCUAACGAAACAAUCACGCCUUGUUCUAGACUAGGGGGUAAGCAUUGUGUCAGCUCAUGGGUAGGGACACACUCAGUGCUGGUCACAGACGGGUUUCAUCUAGAUUGGAAUUUGAAUUUGAGUGAGGGACACUAACCUCUUGAAGAUAAAAGAAGCUUGCUAGUAAAAAAAUAAAUUCUCCCACAUUUCUGAAGUAGACACUUCUUUACACCGCACUACCCUCAGAACAACAGUGUUUCAACUUAAAAGUGACAUUCAUACAAUCUGCAUUUUUCACAUUUCCCUUAAAGCGAAUGCACCUUAACAAUUCUACAGUAAUAAGAUUUAUAGUAAUGAUAUACACAAAACCAUGCUUGGAUAAAACCACACAUUUGUUGCUGGUCACCAUUACUUGUGACUUUGUGGAGUUAACAGCAAAAGCUAAUGUAUGAACAAGGCCUUUGUCACCAGUGACGACGCAACGUGAAAGAAAGUGCACUAUGGACUUAUGCAGCUUGCCUGCUCUCACCCUCCGAUCUUUUGCCGUCACACACAGAGGAGACAAUCCAAUCACCGAGGGCUGGCCCAGUUGUGUAAGUGAAUGUGGAGCUUGUAAAAGUUGAUGUACAGUAUGCAGAUGAAUGAACAUAAGAUGUACUGUAUUUAUGCAGAUAAAUGCAAAUGUAUGACAAUGCAAAUGUAUGAAGAUCAAAUGCUUAAAGUGUUACAAGGUAAUGGUUUGAGGCAAUGUUGUACUAUCAGAAAGAAGUCAUUAUUUUUUUCCUUCCCUGUGAAAGUGUCGCAUAUAUUCCAAAGUAAAAAUAUAUGACUUAUG
Molecule: messenger RNA, 2988 nt
Organism: Lepisosteus oculatus (spotted gar)
Lineage: Eukaryota; Metazoa; Chordata; Actinopteri; Semionotiformes; Lepisosteidae
Source: RefSeq, a predicted model, not a curated record